Trichobilharzia szidati is the source of this 5056-nucleotide messenger RNA. The record is from the annotation of a GenBank genome assembly. Lineage: Eukaryota; Metazoa; Platyhelminthes; Trematoda; Strigeidida; Schistosomatidae.
CUGAUGCUUAGAUAAUGAACCGGCAGCUAUCGGAACUAAGUAUUGAACAUUGUAUACGCGUUUAAACCGACUAGGAAUCUCGGAUCAGCUGUUGUAUCACAUAGACUUCAUAUAUUUCUCAUCUUAUUAUUUUUGGUAGGGAUUGUUUGCCAUCAACUGUAGAUCAGAGUUAUGCUUCAUCAAAAUGGGGAUGUUUAUUACGGUCAGUUUAAUGGAGUUAAUGCAAUUAAAAACGACUAUGCACUGGCUAUGCCAACAUCAAGGAAUCUAUCAGUUCGCGAUGAGGAAAUGCUGCGCCUCAUAGGCCAAUAUUUAUGUGAUAAAGGGUUCAAUGGAACAUAUACGCAACUGUCAAAAGAGUCUGGAAUAGCCUUAGAGCACAGCGACGCUACAGAACUUCGUCAUGCUAUAUUAGAAGGCCGAUGGUGCGAUGCGGAAGCUACGAUAGAUAAGCUUGCACCAAUGAUAGGAGAUGUGAAUAGUGUCGAAGAAGUACGGUUUUUAAUUCUGGAACAACGAUUCUUGGAGCAUUUGGAAGCCAAUGAAGUAAUGCCUGCUGUUACCCUGCUGCGCAACCGGAUUACACCCAUGCAACGAAAUACAGAGCGAGUACACACACUGGCUAGUUGCCUUAUGUGCAGAACCAGUGUUGAGUUACAAGCACAAGCAGGUGGUUGGGCUGGAGUGGAUGCUGGUAGUCGUUUACAGUUAAUCAAUCGCAUACAGGCCUUCAUACCAGCACAAACAAUGUUGCCACCAGGAAGAUUGGAGGAAUUAGUCAAUGAGUCUGUUCGUGCUCAGUUAGCUGCAUGCAUAUUUCAUAAUCCUCCUCUUGGUGUUCAAAUGGAUGUACACAACAUAUCAUUAUUACAACGUCAUUCCUGUGGCAUGCAAGAUUUCCCUGCUUUUUGUAUUCAAACUUUGGAUCAUCAAAGAGAUUCGGAUUUAUGGUUUUGUCAAUUUUCUCCAGAUGGUAAUUAUUUAGCCACGGGUGGUAAGGACGCAAAUGUUGAUGUUUGGCGUGUGGAUCUGGUACGACAUGCAGUGUCCUUCUAUCGUGUACUGACUACACCAGCAUAUAUUGGUUGUUUAUGUUGGUCACCAGAUUCUAAAAAACUAGCAGCAUGUUGUGGAGAAGAACAAAGCUCUGUACUUGUAUUCGAUGUAUUUAGUGGUCAACAGUUGUGCAAUCAAAAAGUGAAUGAUGAAGACAUCUAUUCAACUGCCUCUUUCUUUGCUGAUAGUCGUAAACUAGCUUUUGGCGGUCUCAAAGGCAGUUUCUAUGUAAUGGACACAGAGGACCAAGGUCGUGUACUCACUAUAGUUGAAGGUUAUCGUGUACAAAGUAUGGCAGCUAUACUUCCACCCAUACCAAAUAUGCAUCUUCCAAAUGGCAGUGAAUCUGUACAAGUUAACCCCCCAAAUCGAUCUACGCCUGGUGCUCCAGAUUCACUAGCUGGUGGAUUACAGCAAAAUAAUUCAUUGAAUGAUGCAAUGCAUGGUCGUCAAGAAAGCCAAAUCGAUCAGCUGUUAAUUGCUGAUAGCCUUCAUAGGAUUCGAUUGUUUAGAUUUGGCCCAGUUGGAACAAAUGCAUCCGGAUCGAAUACCACCACAGACGCAGUUGAUAUACCUUUAACUACAGUUACCACACCGAAUGAAAAUACUACUACUUCCAUAUCAACUGUGACUAUCUCCACUUUGUCUGGUUCAUCUUAUACACAGACACCUAGUGAAGAGAAUGCAUCAAGUACAGCCCUAGCGACAACAACUACAUCUGCUCUUGCAGCUUAUCUGAGUUCAGGUGGUGGUGCACCCGGUGCUCCAGGCUCAGUUAGUAUUUCUACAUCAGCCAGCAGCGGUGCAACUAAUCCUACUGGUGGAAGUAGAACUGGUGAUUGUGACACCAGUGAUAAUAAUGCAACUGCAAGCAGUACUGCCAGUAACCCUGGUGUAGCGACAGCAUUAGCUGUUGCUCGAUUAGCACAACAACAACAGCAACGUUUAUUACAAUCAUCAAAUCCUAUGACAACAGCAAGUCCAGCAUCAUCAUUAACCGGUAAUUUAUCAGCAUGGUAUCAACAACCAGGGACAUAUCCAGGACCAACAAGUAUUGCGUAUACAUCGGGAACGUCUACACUACCACCUGGAAUUCUUCUCGAUAUGCCUAUUUUACCGGUUAGUUUGACUCGUCUUGGACCACCUUCAACUCAAGGUAUACAAGCUCAACUAGGUCUUCAGCCUGUAUUACAUCCAGCUAGUUCUUUACACGGUUCAAAUCCAUAUACUGUUGUAUCAUCAGCUGGUGCAACUAAUCUAUGCACUACUGGUAGUAGUUUAACUAUUCUUUUUGGUGCUCCCUUAGAUAGAACUUCAGCUUCCUAUACAGCUACUCCAGUUGGCGUUUCUAGUUCAACUACAAGUACGCCUACUGGUGUACGUGCAUUAGCUGCUGCAGCUGUUGCCUUAGCCAGUCACAACACUCGUCAAGUUAAUUCAGUUUCCAGUGGUACAACAAUGUUGGCUGUAUCUACAUCUACACCUCAAGAUACAACUACGAGUCGUUCAUCUGUUUCCACUACAAAUGUUGGUUCUACUGUAAGCACAUCUACUUCGACAUCUGGUGUUACUACAGGCUCUGCAUCUAAUUUAACUACAAUCUCAGCUUCUACACCAGCAACUGGUUUUUCUACAUCAACUACAAGUACAACAACAAGUGCACAUAGUAGCGGUCAAACUACAAAUGCAAGUAAUUAUGGUUUAUUGGAUCAUAGAACAUUAUUUAAAGAAACUCAUCCCGUUCAAUCAAUUAUGAUUUCACGCUCAGGAACUAUGGCACUCCUUACAAUACAUAAAAUGGGAUUACAUUUAUGGGAUUUGGGAGCUUGUGGUAUACUGCAACGUUUUGUUGGUCAUAAACAGGAUACUUUUCGAUUAUAUUCUACAUUUGGUGGAGCUAAUGAAGAUUUUGUAGCCACAGGAAGUGAAAAUGGUAGGAUACAUAUUUGGCAUAUUGGUAGUGGCAGCCAUCCUAUACAUUCAACUCCUGGAACCGGGAAUAGAGAUCCAAUUACCUGUGUCCACUGGAAUCCUGUAUUGCCUACAAUGAUAGCUUCAGUAAAUGAUGCUGGUGAAUUAUGCAUUUGGGGGCCACAACGUUAUACCUUAGGUAAUGGUCAACCAAUGGAUUCAUCAACUUAACUGUUUCAUUCUCUGACACAGAGAAGCGUAUUACAAUUCACUUUCUCCAUCCCGACCGCCCGCGCGCCCCCGCACAACCUCCACUGCUCCUCAUCUUUUUUUCAUGUUGAUGUUGGUGAUUAUUAAUUUUUGCAAAUCAAACAAAUACUUCUGGGACACCUAAAUAUGUAAUACCUAUAUACUCAUUUUUACAUAUAUACAAAUAAUUUAUAUAUAUAUAUACUUUCCGUUAUACUUAGUUGGAUAACUUCCAUGUUUCUAUUGUUUCGGCAGUUUUUUUUCUCACCCUCGCUUCACUAAUAGUGACAGUAGUAAACAAAGGUGUCGUGUUUCUAUUAUUCAACAUGGGUUGUUUGUAAAAACAAAUUGUAAUACUUUAUUACUAUUGUUAUUAUUAUUAUUACCACUACUAUUAUGACUAUUAAUACCACUUUCUAUUUGAGUUUAUCAUCUUCCGUUUUCCUAACGAUAUACACCGCCGUUAUACUGAAACUAUUGUUUGUUUGUUUGUUCGUUCGUUCUUUUUUCAAUACACUAUUCACAAUCCAAUAUGAUGGUGUACUGUCUCACUUUGUGUGUGUGUGUGUGUGUUUGUGCAGCAUGUGCUUGUACGUGUGGCAUGUUUGACUGUUGGAUAUUGUUUUGCUCACUGACACAUAAAUACGUACAUACCCUUAUAUUAUAAUAGUAAUGAUAAUAAUAAUAUUAUUAGGAUUGCAGUUUGGUUCCAAUUAAACGACUCUGUAUGUCUGUUUUUGUUUGUUAAAGAAAAAACAAUCAUAUUACACCCAGUUCGUUUGGGUCGUAGUUCAAUUCGUGGGUUAAGACCAACCUUGUCCUCCGCCUCCACCCACACACUUGUUUAUUUUUACAAUAAUUCAAGAAAAGGUGUAAAAGCAUGUGUUAGGCGAACAGAGAUUUCUAUCUAGUGGUGUGUAACAGUGAAUUAAUUAAUUAAUAGUAACUUUAGUUCUUUUUUCUCUUCAGUCUCUCUAUUAUAUAAUACUACUGACGAUAUACGUACUGUAUUAGUAUUUUGUAUAUCUUAGUAGCUACACUAUAGUGACUACGACUACUACUACUACUCAGUUUGUAUAGCGAACAUUGUCAAGAAUAUACACAUAUUUCCAUUUCCCACAGACACUGAAGGAGGAUUGUUUCUCUUCUUUCUCUUAACAUUCUUCCCCUUUUGUUCUUUCAUUUUGGUUGAUCACAAAUGUUGUUAGUUGGCUGGUUGGUUUGAUACACACCUUCACGACCUGCAUCUAUAUUGUGUAAUCAUUAUAAACGGAGAAAAUGAUAAUCUUCCUUCUUAAUCCACUGUAGUCCCUAGGGUGAGUGCCAUCUCUCUCUCUCUCUCCUCAUCUAUCUAUCUAUCUGCCGUCUAUCGUGGAUUUCUUUUCAUAAUCUAGUAAAUAUAAAUUAUUCAUUUUGAUAAGGUUGACACACACACACACGCAACUGAAUGUGAAGUAUUAAGAAAAUGCAACUCUGGAAAAUAGUUGUCUCUGUCAUCAUCUUAGAAAGUAAUAAGGAGGGCUAAGUGGAUUUGUUGUGUAUCACAUUAGGCGUGAAUAUUUAUACAUCUCGAAUAAGUAACAGGUGACCAUCACAGAGGAGAAAAAUGCUUGCCGAAGUGAACUAGAUGCUUGAGUGACUUUGAAUCCAGUUGGUUCUCUCCCCCACCCCACUCUACCCACCAGCCUCUCUCUCUCUCCGUAUCUCGUUUUUUUUGCUUGCCGUUGUUGUUAUUAUUCCGUCUCUUCUCCAAAGAAAAAAGUAUAUCAAAAUAGUUUAGUUGACUUUCUUUCACCUUAUAUACAUAUACAUAUAUAUAUAUAUAUAUAUAUAUACAUAU